Messenger RNA from Chaetomium fimeti, 692 nucleotides. RefSeq lists its product as uncharacterized. The transcript has a single exon. Lineage: Eukaryota; Fungi; Ascomycota; Sordariomycetes; Sordariales; Chaetomiaceae. The record is from RefSeq and is a predicted model, not a curated record. The coding region runs from base 232 to 426 and encodes 64 amino acids.
CCAUCUUCACUACCCUCCCCCUCCCCCACCGCAGCAGCAGCCGUAGCCUCACUCUCGUGCGCGCGCGCCGCCGCCUCCAGCUCGUUGGUCAGCCGGUAUGCCAUGGGCACGAGCUCGAUGAGCAGGAAGUCGAGGCAUGAGGCCGAGACGAAGCGGGCGGUUGGGUCGGAGGCGUUGUAGGGGGGCAUUACGGGGUCGAAGGACAUUUUGGGCGGUGAUUUGGGGGGUGUUAUGGGCGGGUGUUUGUUCGGGUUUGUUGGUUUGUUUAUUGGGUGGUUUGUUGGGUGGUGUCUUCGUUCUUUGAGGGGGUGCUUGGUUCGUUGCUGGUUGUUGUUGUGGUGCGGAUGGUUGCGUAUUGUUGUCGGUGGAUGCGCCGGCGGUGUGGGUGGAUGGGGGUGUCUCGUCGUGGAGAAGUGGGAUACGUGAUUGCCGUGAAACCGUCGUUGUCGUCGGGCUAGAAGGACAGAGGCCGGCGAUCUGGAGCUAAGAGGUUCGGUCUCGGAGCUGCGGGGUGUGGUGUGGAUGGUCGGUAAAGCUCGUGUUGACGUGAGGAAUUGGGCAUUGGUGGACGAAUAUCGUAUAGCGAGUUCAAGAGCACAAGUAAAGCCAAACACGGUUGUCAAUAGGUCGGUAUGGUGUGUGCUAAUAUUACGUUGGGAAUUUGGGAAGUCGAGUUCCGUUCCGGACACCGU